CGAUAACUUGCGGUGUAUUGUGAAAUUACGCCGCUUCCCUAGAUAAAGUUUAACUUUAUCAAAAUCUGCUAAAUGGCAUCUAAUAAGGAGUGUCUAAUUAUUGUGCUAGACGUACGAAACUGCGCCGCCGAGGAAUUCAAAUUAAAGUCUGUCAAAUGCGUAUCUGAAAUCAUAAAGGACAAAAUUGUCAGCGACAAGAAGGACUAUGUGUCCUUUGUGUUAGUGGGUUGUGAGGAGAGCAAUAAUGAGUUAUAUGAGGCUAAUAAUCGAGUGUGUCAGAACGUGCUUCAAUAUGAAAAUACCCAGCUCUGCACAUGGCAGCUUUUGCUUCGCUUCUUCAAGUUUGUCAAUGCGACAGCCUGCGAUGAAGGCGAAUGGCUUGAUGGUCUCGACGUAGCCAUUGCUAUGCUACAUUCGGCCCAGCCCUUGAAGUGUGCGAGGCAGCGAAUUUUGCUUCUCUACGACUUUAACUUCAUGACACAGAGAUACGAUGACUAUGACAAAAUCUGUAACAAAAUCCUUCAUGAAAACAUUGAGUUAAUCGUUGGCUCCCACAAUAUUGCUUACAUAGACAAUGCCGAGACCAACCAGCCUCAGGCCAUAUUUCAGUUCACGCGAAAGUCCAAUAUCCAUGAGCUGGAGAAUCAGAAACAUGCUCUGCAGCUGGUGAGCAACUGCAAUGCCGUAUUGUGCAGCUUCAAGGAAACCUUGGCCUCGGUCUUCAAGGUGUCCAAUAGGCGGCCCUGGGUUUGGAAUGCCAAGCUCCACAUUGGCAGCCAGAUUUCGAUUAGCUUACAGGGCAUUAUAGCCAUGAAAAACGAAAGCCACAUCAAAUUGAAGAAGGUGUGGGGCGAGCAUGAUGAGUUGGUGGAGCGAGAGGAGCGUUUUUUCAUUAAGGGCACAGAGGUUACGCCCUUACCUGAGGACCUGAUUGAUGGCUACAUGCUUGGCGGCACUCCAGUGCCAUAUGAUGAGACGCUGGUUGAGUUGCCGCCCGCCCAUGCGCCAGGUCUGCACUUUGUGGGCUUUGUGAAGCACAGCAGUAUACCCGAUGCUUACUUCUGUGGCGACUCCCUGUACAUGCUUGUGCAUCAGAAGGGCAAUACAUCAUCUGCCCAGAAGCUGGAUGCCUUGGUGAGGGCAUUGAUUGCCCAAAAGUGUGUUAUACUUUGCUGGAAGAUUUUCAGUGUCAAGUUUAAUACGCCACGGAUUGUGGUGCUUAUUCCGCAAGAGUCCAAAGACGAUAGUCCGGCCACCUUAUAUAUGCAAGAGUUAUCCUAUCAUGCUCAGCACCAGUUCUGGGAUUUUCCCUCGCUACGUACCGAAAAAACUGAGUGUAACAAAGAUCAGCUAAAAGCUGUUGAUAACCUCAUUGAUAGUAUGGAUUUGGAGUGUACACUGAAGGAUACCCAGCAGCCUAGGCAGCGACGAAAGAAUGAUCUGCUGCCAUUUGAUGGGCUGCCCAGCAUUUUUGAGCAGAAUGUGAUGGAUGUAUUGGAAUACAAGGUUAUCUCCAAAAAGAAAGACGAGGAACUAUCCGACGAAAUGCUAAAACAAAGAAACUUCGUCGAUGUCUUUUGGCGUGUGCCUGAACCAAUUGAGGAAAAGUCCAAACAGGCCGCUGCAGCACUCAAGAAACUGUUUCCGUUGGAGCACAGUUAUGCUUGGCUAGAGAAACUUAAGGCCAAGGAGCAGGAACAUAAUCCAGCGCCAGCCAUCAAGCAAGAGAGCGAAGAUACCAUCACUAUUGAUAGCGUGGGUCUGAUGACACCGGUUCAGGAUUACAAACAACUCUUACAAAAGGUGCGGUCCGAGUUGAAUACUACCAAACGGGACGCUCAGUUCCAAUCGUUAGCUGCUCAAAUGCGAGUGGUUAUUAAUACGUUGCUGGACCGCAACAAAUUGGACCUCAAUCAGUUGAAUGAAGUGAUCAAACUGUACCGAGACAGUUGCUUUGAAUUCAACAGCUUUGCGGAGUACUACCAAUUUGCAAACCAGCUAAAAACCAAAGCAUCUGAGAGGAAUCUGCAAGAGUUUUGGCAUUCCAUUGUCGUGGAGAAGCAGCUGGGCCCUCUCGUUUUGGGUGAGCCAACACUGGAGGAUGAGCUGCGUCUGAAAGCGUUUUAUACAAAACCAGAGUUUGAGGUUGAUGAUGCUGAAUUUCAGAGUGAUAUAUAACACGUACAAUAA
Drosophila arizonae is the source of this 2190-nucleotide messenger RNA. RefSeq names its product X-ray repair cross-complementing protein 5 Ku80 (gene Ku80). Lineage: Eukaryota; Metazoa; Arthropoda; Insecta; Diptera; Drosophilidae. Gene Ontology annotation, cellular component: Ku70:Ku80 complex; nucleus. Gene Ontology annotation, biological process: telomere maintenance; double-strand break repair via nonhomologous end joining; DNA recombination. Gene Ontology annotation, molecular function: damaged DNA binding; telomeric repeat DNA binding; double-stranded DNA binding. The record is from RefSeq and is a predicted model, not a curated record.